This is a messenger RNA of Dinoponera quadriceps, 2112 nucleotides long. RefSeq lists its product as uncharacterized. Gene Ontology annotation, biological process: regulation of tube size, open tracheal system; septate junction assembly. The record is from RefSeq and is a predicted model, not a curated record. The transcript is spliced from 2 exons. The coding region runs from base 412 to 1122 and encodes 236 amino acids. NCBI's taxonomy places the organism in Eukaryota, Metazoa, Arthropoda, Insecta, Hymenoptera, Formicidae. Gene Ontology annotation, cellular component: septate junction; membrane.
CGUUUCAAUAAUGACGCAACGCUUUCUCACAAGACGCCCGUGCGCGGCUCGCUCGCGCCGGCCCGCGGGACCCGCGCCGUGUCGACGCACCUGGCGCGGCGCGCGACUCAUUGCUCCUCCACUCGUGGGACUCGUUGCGCGUGCCACGCGGGGUUAGGUUGGAUUAUUCGGUCGGCGCGCACUCCGCCAAUAACACAAGACGCUUGGGUGUGGUAUCUGUGCCGUGGGAGCGUCAGGUGGGACUGUGUUGCUGCUGCUUCGUGAAAGACCUGUGGUUUUCUCGUUGCGCGUCCAAACGGGCCUGAGUGGACGGAUCGACCGACGGACGGACGGACGAUAAGCGAACGGACAGACGGGGCUGAGAGAGUGUGCGGUUUUUCUCGAUUUUGUCUCCCUCUCGGCGUCUCUCGCAUGAAGAACGACGACGGCCUCACGCUGGCGAGUGAAAACAUGAAGAAGAGGAGCCUGUCCGGCAACGUCGGCGUCGGCCUCUUCCUGGUGGCGUUCCUCUGCGUAUGCGUCGCCUUCGGCACGCCCGCGUGGCUGGUGAGCGACCCCCGGAUCACCGGCGCGCAGUUGGACCGCCUCGGCCUAUGGAGGCACUGUUUCAGGUCGUUGCCGAACCCCGCCGAGUCCGACGCGCCCCGUCGCUUCUUCGUCGGCUGCAGAUGGAUCUACGACCCCUUCACCGCGGGCUACUCCGAGAUCCGCGGAUUCCUGCUGCCCGCGUUCAUGGUGGCCACCCAAGUGUUCUUCACGCUGUGCUUUCUCCUGGGUCUGAUAACGUUCUGCCUGAUACUGCUGUUCACUCUGUGCUGCGACCCCGAGCGUAAGAGAUACAUCGAGCUGAUCGCCAUCAUCGGUUGCCUGACGCUGGUGGGCGGCCUCAGCGGCGGCAUCGCCGUCAUCGUGUUCGCCAGCCUCGGCAACGGGGACGACUGGAUGCCCGGACACGCCAACAAUUAUCUAGGCUGGUCGUUCGCCCUGGGCGUAAUCGGCACCGUGCUGAUGCUGAUCGCGGGCGGCCUCUUCUUGGUGGAGGCGAACAUACAACGAAAGAAGCGGGACUAUCUGAAGGAGUCGCAGACACGGUUUCAGCUCGAGUCUCGCACCGCGUCGUGAGCGAGCGUGUGUUCAUUGACAGUCCAGUAGUACCAUAUUCCGUCCACGAGGUGCGAGAGCUCUCUCGCCGAGAUACUUUACAUAGAAUGUACAAAACCGGAUCUGCAUUAAUUUAAGGUCUAGUGUUAAAGCCGCGUGAGUUUCAUAUUUUUAUAUAUUUUAUAUAUAUAUAUAGGUAUAUAUAUAUAUAUAUAUAUAUAUGUAUGUGUGUAUAUCUCUCCUUCCUCCGAGGAGAGAAGACACCUUCUCAGAUCUAUAUCGCGUAAGACGAUUUUAUUGUACGAUAGUAUUGUCACUAACAGUAUACAUACAUUGUGCCUAUAUGUAUGUGUGUAUGCACAGGAUGCGCCGUCGUUACCAAACGAUCUUUCGGAUCCUUCGUCGUUUCCUUUCAGCCAGCCUUUCUCGAAUCUCCACUCAUGGACGGUUUCAUGCAGUCUGCAUCUGCUCCAAUGUCUCGGCAUCUAAUCGACGCGUCUCGCGACCAGGCAGAAAAUGUUUAUACAUAACCAUUCUUUUUCGGGGGGAAGUGACGUACAUUUCUGAUAAUAUAUUUACACAAAUAGCGUAAUUGAUGCUGCCAAAAACGGUUUGCGAAGCUGGCUGAAACGAAACACGACGUCGAAUCAUCAUACCUGAGACUCUCUUAUCAUUCGAAGAAUAUCAUACGUUCUCGACAUUUUCGUGUUGAGUCGCUCGUCCUCGAUUUGCCCGAGCGAUCUGGUCUUCCGACUUUAAAUCUCAUCCCGCGAAUCACCAUCGUCACGGAUCGAUCACGGAGCGUUCUGUGUUUACAUACGUUAGUGUUAAAUUUUACGCACCAAGAGAGACCAACGAUUAUCGCGCAACGUAGCCAUAUACAAUGUAACAAAAGUUAUACAUAAUCCCGAGGAAAGAGCUUGGCUUUGUCUACGAUGAAACCAUUUUAGAGAUUAAAGUGAACUUUAUAUUCCGUCCUCUCCUUGUCACUAAAUAAAACAUGCAACUCCA